Molecule: messenger RNA, 1767 nt
Organism: Spirometra erinaceieuropaei
Lineage: Eukaryota; Metazoa; Platyhelminthes; Cestoda; Diphyllobothriidea; Diphyllobothriidae
Source: the annotation of a GenBank genome assembly
AUGCAUCCCGCUCCCGAAGCUCAGCUGUCCUUGAUGGUAGAUGCCACAACCGUAGCCGUAGGUGCAGUCCUUCAACAACGCCUUGCUGGUUCGACUCGAGCACUUGCCUUUUUCUCCAAAAUGCCCUUAUCAACUGAGACACGCUGCAGUACCUUUGGCCGUGAACGACUUGCCAUUUACCUGACUGUGAAGCAUUUCCGGCAUUUCCUUGAAGGCCGGCACUUCACUACUUUGACGGACCACAAACCGUUGACUUUUGCACGUCGGUCCCACUCCGACAAGUACAAUCCGAGAGAAAUCGUCCACCUGGGUUACAUCUCCCAAUUAACCACCGAUAUCCGCCACAGUGAUGACACGAAGAAUGAGGUGGCUGAUAUGCUGUCCAGGCCGCCACUGUCUUCCCUCCAACUCUCAUACGGGAUCGACCUCUGCGUCAUGGCGGCUGAGCAACAGCGAGUCGGUUGUCCUGGCGACGAGUCCGUUAGUGGUCUCCAACUCAAGGAUGUUCCUCUGACCACCAGCUCUGGUGCAAUACUUUGUGACGUCUCGACUCCUUUUCAUCGCCAUUUCGUGCCCGCCUCGAUGCGUCAAGCUAUAUUUGAAACUCUGCAUGGACUCUCCCACCCUGGGAUCCGAGCCUCUCAAAGGCUUUGCGCGGAAAGGUUUGUCUGGCCUGGCAUGAACAAGGACUUCAAAGCUUGGACCCCAUCGUGUCUGAAUUGCCAGAGCAACAAGGUGCGUCACAAUAAGUCUCCACCAGGCACCUUCCCCAGCCCAGACGCACGGUUCAGCCAUGUGCACCUGGAUGUCGUAGGCCCCUUCCCUCCAUCCAAUGGUUUCACUCACCUCCUCACCUGCGUCGAUCGGCACACCUGCUGGGCUGAAGCCACUCCUUUGCCGAAUGCACAGGCUGGAACCAUCGUGAAGGCCUUCGUCAGUCGUUGGGUCUUUAUGUUCGGUGCUCCAUCCACGGUUACCACUAGUCGUGGUGCCCAGUUUGAGUCUGCACUCUUCCAAACGCUACUCAAUUUCCUUGGCUGCACACGCAUUCGGACCACAGCCUACCACCCAGCAGCCAACGGUAUGGUUGAGCGUUUCCAACUCCAACUAAAGACCGCCCUGCGUGCCGUAGAAGACCCAGGAAACUGGUCGGACAACCUUCCUCUUGCACUCCUCGGCAUCCGCGCCGGUCUGAAGUCGGAUCUGGGCUGUAGAGCAGCUGAAUUGGUUUUCAGCACUACCCUCCUACUGCCAGGCGAGGUGGUCACCCCAAUUUCUCGUGCGGCCGACGAGACCCCUGACAAUUUUGUGCAUCUUCUAAGGCAAUUUAUGCGCUCGCUUUCCCCGGUUCCACCUCGAACUCCAACGACUGAAUCUUAUAUCGAAAAAGACUUGGACAACUGCACUCAUGUGUUCGUCCGGUGUGGCCGUGUGCGCCAGCCACUGGAAUCACAAUACGAAGGACCGUUCCGCGUGCUCGCACGCAACGCCAAGACCUGCCGGAUUCGUCGCGGUGACAAGGAGGACGUGGUCAGUGUCGAUCGGGUCAAGGCUGCUGUUGCAGAGGAGCGGGGCCUGUCACAGGAACAAAAAUGUGCUGACCCCCUAGCCCCUGUUCCUCCAUCUUCACUAUCGCCUGCACAUUCGCCUUGCCCACUCCCUCCCCUUCCCCCCUCGCCCUCUGCCUUUCCGCCCCGCAUACUUCCUCUCCCUACAUGUUUACGACAUCCAACUGCAACAUCAUCCUCCACCAUAGCACGAACUUAA